AUGGAGGGCCCAGGCGCCUCAAUGGAUGCCCCGCCGCCACCCUCUGGUCUGGGCAACUUUAAGGGAGUGAUGUUGUGCAAUCGUCCCAGCGAUGAAGUGAAGGCUGGUGCCGGUGAGGAUCCCAUGCCAUUUAGGUCCAUGGUCGCGCCGAAUCAGGAGGUGGGUCUGACGCCUCUGCGGAACUUCGAGCCGACCGUGAAGAAGCGGGGUCCCAGUGCUGCUCUCCGUAGACAUGUGCGAUGGCUCCGAGAGCUGCAAGAACAGAUGAGGGAAGACCGGCACCAGGUUGAGCAGGAGGAGCAGGACGAAGAAACCAAGAGGAUAAAGCUCAAAGCAGCCUUUGACAAGCACAGAGAAGCGGUGCGUGGGAUGAUGAAAGAGCGCGACGACAAACGAAGAGAGGACGAAUCUGCGGCCAGAGCUGAAAAAGCGGCCAAGGUUGCAGAGGCCAAGGCGGCAGCAGCUGCACAGCCCACAAUCUCACAGAUUGCGCAUGCCGCUGUGGCUGCCGUCGAGGGCAACACGGGCCAGGUUCCCGUCAAGGCGCAGGCCGCGAAGCCGCUUUGGGCCAUGACUGCGCAGGAAAAAGACAAAUUUGAGGAAGAGGAAGCCGACGACCUCAUUAACUUCGUGGAGGGGUUAAACUUCGACAAAUAUGUUGGAGAUCUGGAGUUUCGGCAAGCCUUGGGUGCGCUCAAAGAUCGCACCGGAAAGUUGAAGAAAGAGCAAGAAGCGUUCAAGGAUGAGCUCCUUGCAAGCUUCAAUGCGAGCCUAGACGUGGACGAUGAGUACGAGGAAAGCACAGCAGCUGGAAGCUCAAAGUUGGAGGACGGUGUCGAUGGGCAGAGCCUGUUGGGGGACCUUCGCAGUGAGUACAGCGUGGCAUCCAGCAGACGGUCGAGGAAUAAAGAAGCCCGGGAGAAUGCCCAAAAGGAAUGGGACAGCUCGACUGUAGCUGGGGAGGACCGGCCCGCCGUGGACCCAGACGUCAAGGACCUGGCAGAGGUGGUGAUGGAACAGAACCCCAAGUUCCGGGCCAUUCACUCCAAGGACUCUGUCCAGAAGAUCAUAGAAAAGGUACGUUCAACUCAGGCGGUGGACGUACCUUUAGUGGACCACAUGCGGCUGGAAGGCUGGACGCUGUGGUUAUGUCAGCCGCACUCAACUUCAGCAUCUAUCCGAGGCCCAUGCCCGGUUCCUGUUAUCACGGCCUCCUCUGACACGCAAAAUCGGCUCCACAAGCCGGCGGAGCUCUCAAAAAACGUCCAAAGCCUGCUUGCGUCGCCGCUUGCCAUCGUCCUCAGGUUGAUCCGUCAAUGCUUCCUUAUCUGUACCGUUCACCAGCCAUAUGAGUACCAGUGCCAGGACCUGGGCUGCAGGUUUGAGCUGUGUGCUGUUCACUUCAGCGGGCAGAAGCCCGCCUGCGCACAUUCAGCGAAACGGCAUGCGGCAAGCAGCAAGCAGCUUCCGCGUUUUCACGGAUUGCACCUGGCCACCUGGCCCCUGCUUGGAGGACUCAUGGCGAAGGCUAGCCGCUGCGCGCGAAGCGUCGCUGGGCUCAGCAUGCUGACCUGCACUGGUGACAGCAAAGGGUCGCUGUCGCUUGAGGUGCAUUCCUUCGGGUGUAAGUCAGUCGUUACACUGGACUUACUGGACAUUUUUCGAGGUUGCGAGUUUGAGCGCCCUUUCUUGUCACCUGCGGCCAUCCUGGCCGUGGUGGUGACAGCAGUCUUGCGCGAGAUAGUGAGAAAGGCUGACAGCGUGCUGUACAAGGCCACUGUUCGGCUCUUGGACAAUGAGCCGAACGUCGCCGUUCAGGUCCUGUGGAGAGGCGCCGAGCUCAACUUACUGCGCUCGCGCGAGGAACCUGUCGAACGCUUUCUGCAGCGAUUAGCCUUGAGCUGCAGCAAGCAAGCGAAUCGUCUUCUUGGCGGCCCGGACAAGAAGAAGGCCAAGAAGGAGAGCCAGCAGAAGCAGAAGAAGACUCAGCAAGCGGCAUCAGCUGAGGCUGGCGCUGGCACGCAGUCUGCCAGUUCUGUGUCUGUUGCCCUCUACGAUGCGAACGAAGAGAAGGUGGCCGUGGGCACACCGGUUUCCGAGGCUCUUCGCCGUGCUUCGCACGUGCUGAUCGAGGGCGAGCGGUUGCCGAUCAGUGUGAACCCGCCCGCCGUGUCGAAGCUCGAGGUGUUUGGCCGCGCCCUGGCGGGUUGUCCGUUGUCUGCAAUACUUCGCUGUGAGUUUUGUGACGCAUCAGCGUUCACGCUGCGUUGGCUCACCCAGGUUGCGGCCGGUGCAUCUGGGAAUGUUCAAGUUGGCCUCGGCAACAUCUUUUGGGUACCUGAGGCCGCGAAAGGUCGAACUCUGCAUGUGGAGGCUGAGCCUCAUCCGAGCGUUCCAAGCACAUCGCGCUCCAAAGGUUCUGUGCGCGUUGGAAUUGUGGAGGAGGUCCCUCGAGGAUGGCCUGAACAAAGAGUUCAGGCCUUUGGCAAGAGAUCUGCAAAUACAUCCACCAUUCGAGUGGUCAGUUUCAACAUCCUCGCGGUUCCCUAUGCCAGAACACAGUUGGCAACACAAAUCAUGUACCCUUAUUGCCCAUCUCAAAUCUUGGACUAUGCGUAUCGACAGCCUCUGCUAGGCAGAGAAAUUCAGCGGUUGGACGGAGAUAUCGUCUUCCUGCAGGAAUGCACAUAUUUCACUUACCUGAAGUUCUUUCAGCCGUUAUUUGGCGACAGGUAUCACCUACGCUGUUCCCUCAAAGCAAGCCACGUCUCUGAGGGUUGCUUGGUGAUGGUCCGCAAGGAGUCGUUUGAGGUGCUCCAAGAGAAGGACUGUUUGUUCAGGAACCUGUUGCGAACCAGCCAAGCUUUUCGCCCGCAGCUCCGUGAAGUGGCUGCCAAGUGGCCGGAUUUCUUGGCAGGCAUUCUGCCAAGGAUGUCAACGGUCUUCCAGCUGACAGUCGUGAGGCACAAGGCAACUGGCAGAGUACUGGUGCUCUCCAACACGCACUUGUUCUACCACCCCAAUGCCAGGCAUAUUCGUCUUCUGCAGAUCAUGUGCCUGCUACAUGAAGUACAGGCGUUGCGCGAGCAGCACAAAGAUGCAGAAGGUCGACUUCCCCACGUGAUCUUUGCUGGUGACUUGAACUGCUUGCCGGAGACUGGCGCAGUGCAGCUGCUGCUCAACGGCGAGGUUGCUAGUGACCACGAGGACUGGGAAACAUCUUCCCAGUUCGCCUGGCGAGAUGAAGAGGUUUCAGCUGACGCUGGAGAGGCUGAGGAGGUUCCAAGAACAUCGGUGCCCUCCAUGGAGGCUGACGAGUCCGAUGUUGUGGAGCCCUUGGGGAGGGAAGCUUGGCAGAAGGGCAGCGGAAUUGCUCUGCGCAAUCCACUUGGCGCGCUGGUGGAUGUGUACGCAAAUUCUCCGCAGAAGUUCACGAACUAUGUGCACGACUUCAGCGGCAUUCUGGACUACAUCCUCACCGAUGACCACUUGCUGUCGACGAAGUGUUUGCUGGCACCUGCCGAAAAGGAUGUGGAGGUCCACGGUGGCCUUCCCAGUGAGCUGCAUCCAAGUGAUCAUCUUUCCAUCGCCGCCGACCUGACGUUCAGGACCAGCUAA
Symbiodinium natans is the source of this 3618-nucleotide messenger RNA. NCBI's taxonomy places the organism in Eukaryota, Dinophyceae, Suessiales, Symbiodiniaceae. The record is from the annotation of a GenBank genome assembly.